This is a messenger RNA of Astyanax mexicanus (Mexican tetra), 5395 nucleotides long. It is a transcript of the gene il12bb, whose product is annotated as interleukin 12B, b. Gene Ontology annotation, molecular function: cytokine receptor activity; protein binding. The transcript is spliced from 9 exons. The coding region runs from base 3957 to 4877 and encodes 306 amino acids. NCBI's taxonomy places the organism in Eukaryota, Metazoa, Chordata, Actinopteri, Characiformes, Acestrorhamphidae. Gene Ontology annotation, cellular component: external side of plasma membrane. The record is from RefSeq and is a predicted model, not a curated record. Gene Ontology annotation, biological process: cytokine-mediated signaling pathway.
UAACAUUUUAGUCAUUGUGGCUUUUAAAUACAGCUCAGGUAAAAAGAAAAAGAGACCGCUUAAAAUUAUGAGUUGGAUCACAAGCCAUCAAACCAAGCUGAACUGCCUGAAAUUGCACCAGGAGUGGCAUAAAGUUAUUCAAAAGCAGUGUGUAAGACUGGUGGAGGAGAACAUACCAAAAUGUUGAUAAAAAAAACAGGGUUAUUCCACCUAAUAUUGAUUUCUGAUUUCUUAAAACUUUAUGAAUAUAAACUUGUUUUCUUUGCAUUAUUUAAGGUCUGAAAGCUCUGCAUCUUUUUGGUUACUUUAGCCAUUUCUCAUUUUCUGCAAAAAGAUGCUCUAAAUGGCAAUAUUUUUAUUUGGAAUUUGGGAGAAAUGUUAAUUUUACUAAAACAUACACCUAUAAAUAGCAAAAUGAGAGAAACUGAUUCAGACACUGAAGUGGUCUCUUCAUUUUUUUCAGAGCUGUACUUUUACUUGAGUAAGGAAUGUAACUACAUUCAUUACAUACAGGUCCAACACCUUUGAACCUCAUUCCUAAAUGCGGCAUCUGACUGAGAUAAAAUUAAAACAGAAGAUCCAUAGAUGCACAUUUACAAUAUAAACCGUGGUACAGUUUAAGCUGCCAUUUCUAAUAAAUAUGAUGUUUUGUAAUAAAAAAAUAGAUGAUUUAUAUCUAUGUAGGUCUAGCCCCUUUUGAUGACCCAAACAUCUUGUGACAGUAAAGGGAACACGUCGUUUUGUUGGCACAUCAGAUUCACUGAGACAUUUGUUCCUAAUACAGCUGUGAUGAAUUAGCAUUACUUCAUUCAGACUGACCUGAUUUGGAAAUUACUGUGAUGAUGAUUAUACAUUAUUAUCAACUGACACUGAUUCACGCAAAACCUUUAACAUUUAACCUUUUUUUUUUCUUCACUUUUUGACAUAAUGCGAUCCUAGCAGUUCUUCAUAUUGUGUCCGAAUUUCAUGAUUAAUGGGCCAAUAGAAGUGCUCCAAAAGGAACUGAAAUAAAACAUUACUUUUACUUAAAGGGGCACUAACUACCCUCUGGUUUUAGCUGACUCCACCUUUAGCUCACAUUUAACAAAGACAAAAAACAAUUGGAGGAGUAGUUUAGAAGGGCACUGGGUGAUGUUUGGGUUUAGGAGUGGGGCACGAGGUAGAGCUGAUUGGCUAAGCUGACAGCGAUGAGACGCAGAUGGUUGGACGUCAGCUGGGUUUGUUGGGUUUUUUUAUUAAUUGACUGCUCUGCAUAUUGUGAGUGUCCACGUACCAAAAGAUGUGUACCAAUUUCUGAGUACAGUUAAACAGAUAAACCUGAGAGGACACUGCAGGGGCAGAAAUGACCACAACAAAAACGUUGGGCGGGUUAUUAUCUUGCCAAUUUCUGCUAAAAAUGAUCCACCCUGUCAGUGUGCCAAGUCCUGCUGGAAAAUGAAAUCCGCAUUUCCAUAAACCAACACCAGCAGAUGACAUGGCUUCUUAGGCCAUCACUGAUUGUGGAAAUUUCACGCUAGACCUCAAGCAGCUUGGACUGUGUGCCUCUUCACUUGAUUUCCAUAUAAAAUGCAAAAUUUACUGUGAUGGUUUGGAGAGUCAUGUCAUCUGCUGGUGUUGGUCCACUGUGUUCUAUCAAGCACUUUAUGAUUUCCUCUGCUUACAACGUUUAAUUGAGAUGCGGAUUAAAUUUUCCAGCAGGAAUUGUCUGUUUUAAUUUUCUAAGACACUGAUUUUUGGGUUUUCAUUGGCUGUAAGCCAUAAUCAUCAACAAGAAAAUAUAAGUUUUACAUUUUGAACUGAAUUACUGAAAUAAAGUAACUUUUCAAUGAUAUUCUAAUUUUUUGAGAUGCCUUAGUAGUUCCAUCAAAGCUUAAAAGCCUUACAGCUUAAAUGUUUCUGACCACUGAGUGAAAAAAAGACCUAAACAAACUCAGAAAACUCCUUUCUUGCAUUGUCAAAUUAAUAGGAACACUGUGAAAUUCCCUGAGGUAUGAACACGUGUUUAUGUGUGUAAAACCUGUAUGUGUGUGUGAUCUAUAUGUGGUAGACCAAGUGUGAAGACCCCUGUUUUUAGGUGCAACACCUAUAGACACAUUUUGACACUGCGGUGGAAGGUGUUAACCGAUAGCUUUACAAGCAGUACUUUCACUGCUUCCCCGGCUUUGUUCUUUUUUCAUGAUCCAUUGAUGACCUCCUGGACUUCCUCUAGCCUUAUGAAUGUUUUUUCCUUGUUACGUCAUCUGCAGAAGUCUCCCUCUUUGUGUGUGUGGUGUGUGUGUGUGUGUGUUUGCGUUUUUUUACAAGGCCUUCUCAUGUAAUUUGUAUCUCACUUCCCAGUUCACCACAACUGUGCCAUUGCCACGUGUGUGGAACUUCUUCUUCUUUAUCUUCUGACAUUUAUGGCUGAAAAGAUCAAUGGUUGAAAAAUUCCACAUGGAAACGUGACACACACACACUGAUGCAACCGGACACCGAUCCGUUUGACCAAGCGUUUUCCUUUUUCAGAUCUGACCUCCCAGCAUGCAGCUCAAUACUCAAUACAUAUUUCCUGGACAGGGUAUCGUGUUUAGUGGCGACGAUAUUCAUAUCACCCCUGACCACAAUGCUCCCCCACCCGCACCUCGCUCCUGUUCCACUUUUCUUCAUUAGGACCCAUAAUCACAGUGAAAAUACGGGCCAAAUAUUAAUUCACGGAGCUGGUGGAUGUUAGAGACCUUGUGCUCCUCCACCUUCUGUGUGAGGAUGCCCCACAGGUGCUCAAUUGGGUUCUUGGACAGUCCAUCAACUUUACCUUUACCUUACUAGCUUCCCUGAGGUGUUUUUGGGGUCGUUAUUGUGUUGAAAAAUCUGCCAUGCUGCCCAGUUUCCGAAAGAAGGGGAUCAUGAUCAUGAACUAUGAAGAAACUAUGAAUUAUGAAACUAUGAAGAAAUUAUUUAGAAUUAUUUAGCAAAAAAAAGUGUUAAACAAACCAGAAUAUGUUUUUUUAUAUUAGAUUCUUCAAAUUAGGCACCUCUUGCUUAGAUAUAGACAGUUUUGUCCAUCUUGGCUGGAUUUUCUCACUCAGUUUUAUAAAGUAGAGUCACCUGGAAUUACUUUUUUAUCAGUUAACAGCUGUGCUGAACUUCUCAAGAGUUACCAUCAGUUGUUUUGUGAAGAGGUAGAGUUGGUAUAAUACAGGGAAUAGAUCUAUUAUCUAAGUACUAAAAUGUCUGAAAAAAAUAAAAAUAAAAAUCAGUUCAGUCGCAAAGACCAUCAAAAAUGUUAUGAUGAAAGUGGCACUCAUCAGGACCACCCCAGGACAGGAAGACCGAGAGUUACCUCUUUUGUACAGGAUUAGUUCUUCAAAGUUACCAGCCUCAGAAACCGAAUAAAUAAACAGCACCCCAGAUAAGUAUAAGUAUAAGUAUUUGGGUUUGUUUAACCUUUUUAAUUUACUGAAUGAUCCCUUAUGUGUUCCUUCAUAGUCUUAUACAUUAAUGAUGUAAAACAUAAACUUUGAAUGAGAAGUUGUGUUCAAAGCUUUAAACAGAUUUUUUCAUAGGUUUAUAGAUAAGGACAUUUGUUUUUGUGGCUUUUUUAUUGCUCAUAACAAUAUUGGAAUGAUAUUGUAUUGACCGACAUUAAAUUUAAAUUUUAUCUAUACCUAGCCACUUAUCUAUUACACACUCACACCUACCCUCUACCACAAACAGCCCCCCCCCCCCCCAUCCCAUCCCCUCAUGCCAUUUAAUUGGGACCCACAAGCACAGUGGCCUUUAUGCAAUUAUGCAAUAGUGACAAAAGUCAUCAGAGUGUGAAUUCCACCUAAGUGUCUUCCUUUUUUUUUCUCAGAUGCUAUUGUUGUACUUUGGGAUUUUUUUGGCUUCUACCUAUAAAACCUGCUGCAUUCAAACAAAUCAGUUCAGUGUGACCAGAGCUGAGGAAUCGUGUUGUAAUCGAUCAGACAAAAGUGAAGAUGAAGGGAGUCUUCUUUUUCUUGCUUUUUAUCUUUCUCAAUGUGAGAAACAGCACAUCACUUCAGUUUAUCAAGCCAAAUGUUCUUGGUUUGGAAGUGAAUGGGGAUCCUAUGAUACAGAAGAGUGAUGUUUUGUUACACUGUGGAGAUCAGUUUGAAGGAAGUGAGAUUCACUGGCAGAAGAAUGGAAUGACUAUUCCUGAUCAGGGUAACAAUAUAAUCAUUGCUAUCUACGGCAUGCUGGGGGGAAACUACACCUGCCACAAUCCAUCAGGAGAGCUUCUGAACCACACGUUAGUGCUGGUCAAACCAGUGGAUUUCGAGAAGGCUAUUCUGACAGCGACUGAUAAAGAAUUCAUCACCUGUGUAGCGAGGAACUACAGUGGGCCAUUUCAUUGCUUUUGGAAAUGGGAUUCAAAGAGGAAUGGAGUUGUGGUAUUCGUCAAAGCUUCCCGAAACUCUCAGCUUAUGAACUGUUCCCUGGAUGCUGAUAACAACGGGCUGACCUGUGAGGAACAGCAGUGCCCAUCCUCUGAGGAGGUAAAUCGCAUCAGCCUCACCCUGAUGGUCCGGAGCCAGUACCGCCUGGAGGAGCACCAGAAGACUUUCUUCAUCCAUGAUAUCAUUAAACCGGAUAAGGUGAGCAUCGUAAAGUCAAAAGAUGAUGAGUUUGAGUGGGAACAGCCUUCAACAUGGAACACCCCAUGCUCUUACUACCCACUGAUGUAUGAAGUGAAGGUGGUCUCUCAUCGCAAGGACUGUACUCAUAUAGGAAACCAUUCAGAGCCCCAUUACACAAAUUUGACACAGUAUAAGGUCAACUCCAGAAAGAGUUAUACCUUCUGUGUAAGAGCCCAGGAUUCCCUCACCAAUCAAGUCUGGAGUGAAUGGAGCGAGGAGAAGGUCAGCAAGCAAAAGUAAAGAAGGUCUGGAAGAAAACAGUAUAUAUCUUAUCACUACCGUUGACGGGAUGCUUCCAGGAGUGCAUCUUCAUAUUUACAAACUUUCAAUGAAUUUCUGAAGAGAUUCUUAAUCAUAGAUUCAAUAAUGCACUGUGACAGAAAGUUUUUAUUUGGGUUCACAUGCAGAAAUGUAUUUUUUUUUCAAUGCAUGGGUAAUUUAAAAAAGCAAUGUAGUUCUUCCAUGGCAUCACUUUAGAAAAACACUUGAUUGUUGAUGAUUUGUUGCAACUGGCAGGCUGGUUGCUAUAAAGACUUGUUGUUUUUAAAAAAUACAAAAGACCACUUAAAAUGAUGAGUUUCUUAGAUUUUACCAAAUUGAAAACAUCUGGAAUAUAAUCAUGAGGAAGAUGGAUGAUCACAAGCCAUCAAACCAAGCUAAUCUGAUUAAUUUUGCAGCAGGAGUGGCAUUAAGUUAUCCAAAAGCAGUGUGUAAGACUGGUGGAGGAGAACAUGCCAAGAUGCAUGAAAACUGUGAUU